Xenopus laevis (African clawed frog) is the source of this 2542-nucleotide messenger RNA. It is a transcript of the gene mc4r.L, whose product is annotated as melanocortin 4 receptor L homeolog. The transcript has a single exon. Bases 1444 to 2448 code for a protein of 334 amino acids. Lineage: Eukaryota; Metazoa; Chordata; Amphibia; Anura; Pipidae. Gene Ontology annotation, biological process: G protein-coupled receptor signaling pathway; signal transduction. Gene Ontology annotation, molecular function: melanocortin receptor activity; G protein-coupled receptor activity. The record is from RefSeq and is a predicted model, not a curated record. Gene Ontology annotation, cellular component: ciliary membrane; membrane.
GAUUAAUCUACUUCCUACUUGCAAAAAUGUUUAAAGGGAAUGUCCAAAAAAAAUUACAUAACAAAAGAAUAAAUUUUUAAGUAAUAUCUAAUGCACAUUCAUUACAUUUUCAAUCUACAUAAACUCAAUAAAACCAAAGUCUUUCUUUUUGUUCAAAUCUGUUCUUGCCUCUGCAAUGUGACAUGUUUUCAGUACAUUCAGUCUCUGAAGGGCUGCUUGUUAGUGCUCAUACAUCUACUGCAAAAUAAGUCCAGUCUGUGGCAGAGCUGCUUUGAUAAAUGGGCAUUAAUGAAAUUCAGGGUUCACCAUGAUAGUAGAAGGGGUCCAAAAUUAGCUUUCAGCUACUAAUCCUUUCAUUUUAAACUAAAGGGCUCUACCAACACAUAUUGGUUCAUUUAAUAUGUGCAAGGCAGAGAGCAAAGUGCAAAUUACCAUAUUUUUUUACACGUUGCACAUUUCCUUGCACACAGAUGAAUUGUUGGUCUAAAGCCUGGCUGCGUGUAAUGAAUAUUUGCAUGGUUUUCAGAUGUGACAGCUCCAGUUCACAGUGUAGCCAGAUCAGGGAUACAGGGCAGGACCACAUCAAUAAAUGGACAUUAAAGCAUUCACUCAGGGUUCACAAUGUUUGGGGAGGGGGGUCCAGCAUUAUCUGUUUCAGCUUGCAAGCCCUAAUUUUAAACAGCAUGGGCUGUACAAAAAUAAAAUGACUUAUUUAAUAUGUGCAAGGCAUGGAUUGGGCUAUUUUUUUGCAUUUCGUGUCUUGCUUUGCACAUAGAUAAAUUGCUGUACUGGUGUAUUUAUUAGUGUAGAUGGGGUGAAGUAUGUAGACAUCCACCCUCCAGCCCCCUAACUUGAACAUGCCAGCAGGGAGCACCAGCUCAGCAUCAGCACAGCCAGACACUGGAUGCAAGUGCUUUUUAAAUUAGGGAUUUUGUGCCCCUUAAUGUUCUUGUUGUUCCUUUAGGGGUGUAAUGAAUCCUACAUUUAUUUUUAAAAGCAUGUAUUCCUCAUUUAUUGGCACUGCAGUAAUGUCCUUCAUUAUGAAUCACAUGCACUACUUUACCCCUAGAAGUGAUUGGUUUCUACACAAGGGGUGGAGGGAGUUUAUACAUGCUAUUGCUUUCGUCUGUAUAAAUCUUCAGCUGCCUUACUGGUGAUGCUGCAUCUGAAGUCUGAAACAGCAUUGUGUAUGCUGCCUCUCGGUAUCCAAGCAACAUAAUGGAAUAACCUAGCAAAUAGCUACAAAGUUUUUUUUUGGUCAUAAAAUGCCAUGGAUACAAGAAGCAGUUCGAAUGAAAACCUGAAGAAAUGUAGAUAUCUUGUCAUAAAUUGCACUGUGGAUCAUUUUCCUAUUAAUAUACUGGAUAUUAGAUUUCUUGAUUGACAAUACCAAACUUGGCAGCUUCUGGGAGGAAGCCAAGCAUAUGUUUGUCAUCGCUGAGUAUGAUGGGAAUAAUGAAUUUUACGCAUCAUCAUGAGACACAUCACCUGCACUUUCGGAACCACAGUCGCAUUGCUGGUGUUGGAGCAAACGAUACUAAGGAGAAAGGCCAUCACUCCGGAGGAUGCUAUGAACAAUUGUUUGUGUCUCCUGAAGUUUUUGUCAUCCUGGGUAUCGUAAGCUUGAUGGAAAAUAUACUGGUUAUAGCUGCAAUAACCAGAAACAAGAAUCUCCAUUCCCCUAUGUACUUCUUUAUCUGCAGCUUGGCUGUAGCUGAUAUGCUUGUGAGUGUGUCUAAUGGCUUUGAAACUGUAGUAAUUACACUCUUUAACAAUAUGGACAAAAAUAUGCAGCAUUUCAUUGUGAAUGUUGACAAUAUCUUGGACUCUGUUAUAUGCAGCUCCUUGCUGGCUUCUAUUUGCAGCUUGCUCUCGAUAGCAGUAGACAGAUACUUCACUAUAUUUUAUGCCCUGCAAUACCAUAAUAUAAUCACUGUGAGGAGAGCAGUGGUCAUUAUCAGCUGCAUCUGGACAGCUUGCUCCAUUUCAGGAGUCUUAUUUAUCAUUUAUUAUGACAGCGCUGUUGUGAUUAUUUGCCUGAUUAGUAUCAUUUUCACUAUGCUUGCUCUCAUGGCAUCCCUCUAUGUGCACAUGUUUAUGCUGGCCAGGCUUCACAUGAAGAGGAUUGCUGUUCUACCUGGGACAAGCUCAGUACGGCAGGUUACCAAUAUGAAAGGAGCCAUUACUCUUACAAUCUUACUUGGAGUUUUUGUAGCUUGUUGGUCUCCCUUCUUCCUUCAUCUCAUUUUCUACAUUUCUUGCCCUAGGAACCCUUACUGUGUGUGUUUUAUGUCCCACUUUAAUAUUUACCUUAUUCUAAUCAUGUGCAACUCUGUUAUUGAUCCACUCAUUUAUGCUCUAAGAAGCCAAGAGCUUAGAAAAACCUUCAAGGAAAUGAUAUGCUGUUACUGUAUGGGAGGAAUAUGGGACUUCUCUAGCAGUUACUGACAUGCUGAUAACUAAGGGGCAGAUUUAUCAAAGGUCAAUAUGAAGUAUCGAAUGAAAAAAAAUUGAAUUUCGAGCUAUUUUUUAUGUAUUUCGA